Molecule: messenger RNA, 5221 nt
Organism: Limulus polyphemus (Atlantic horseshoe crab)
Lineage: Eukaryota; Metazoa; Arthropoda; Merostomata; Xiphosura; Limulidae
Exons: 7
Coding region: 159-2873 (904 amino acids)
Source: RefSeq, a predicted model, not a curated record
CCGUAUAAGUGAACAGUGUAAUUGAAAGUCAAACUUUCUGUUUCUAGGUUUAAAAGUGAAGAAGAAAAAAAUACAGCUGUAUUGCCGAAAGGUGAAGCCGUAGUUGGUAAGAGCCGUAACAGCUUUUGAAUAUAAAGUGGCAGAUGUUACUGUAAGACAUGCCGGCUUAUCGAGAUAGCAGUAGCAAUCCUAAUGCAACAACUACAACGGUGGUGACUAGACGAGUGGAACCAACUCCACCAGUAGAGCUGACCCCGAAUGGCAUCGCCUCAGCCAAACAUGAGGAAUGGACAACUUCCAAGAAAGUUGUGAACCACAAAACCAGACAGGUAGAGACACGGGUGCAGCGGCAACUCGUGUAUGAAGACGGAAAAGUGGUUGCCGAUAGUGGACCUCAGAUUUCCACUAAAACUACAGAAGAUAAUCGUACAGAAGAAAUGGAAAAUAGAGAUCAUAAGACUACAGGGGGAGAGGAUACAGGUUCGGAUUACGCACCCGUUCCCGGUUCAGCGCGAGUGAUCACCGAGAAGACUGAGACGCGACAAACUACGAGGGAGAAUAAAGAGGAAGAUAUGCAACUGCAUGACGAAACUUUCCAGGAACUGACAGGCACUGAUCUUCAUCAAAAGGCACUGACAGCCCCUGAUGAUGGAUUCUUCAGUCAAGAAAUAGAUGUCAGUAAACCAUACCCGGGUAAAAUCACUCACUACUCUUGUCGCGGCCAAAAAGUGACGGACAAAGAAGAAGUAAAUGAAGUGUCCGAGUGGAAAGACGGGGAGAUAACUACAGAGACCACUACUACACGACAUCAUGAAGAACAGCAUGAUGAUGAGGUCCCUGAAGAUGAAAUUGACGAAGCGACAAUCCCAGAAAUAUCUAAAGAAACGACAAAUAACAUUGAGUACUAUGGGGAUUAUACCAACCAAGAAAGUUUGAGUGAGAGAUUAAGACGAGAGAGAGAACAGAGGAUUAGGAAGGAACUAUUUCCCGAGCGACAGAAUACAAUUUCUCAGAACGCUCUCGGUUCUAAAUACAAGAAGGAGAUCAUGGAUUGUGAAAGAAACCACGGGUUAGAUAACCACUUAGACACCAAUAGUGACAGCAACUAUGAGCCAGCAAACAGAAAAACAACUAAAAGUACUAUUCAUAUCAAAAUGAACAACAGUUCCGAAUCUCCCUCUCGGGCUCACGUGGAAAAGGAUUUUAUAGAAAGUGGGAACAAAUUUUCCAGAAACGUUCAAGAUAGAGCAAUUUAUGACAAGACUAAAAAAAAUUUCGUGGGGGUGUCGGAAUGGGAUCCAAGACCUCGAAAGUUUUCUGAAGUUCAGAGUUCACCAAAACGAAGAGAAAGUACAAAGUCUACCCCACCAGGAGGCUCGUGGAAAAACUUCAGUUCAUCUUCGCAUCUGGUAAAUGAAAGUUCACCAAGAUAUGAAUCAUCAUCUUUGAGGAGGCAGUCAACUCCAUGGAAGUCCACGUCCUCUAUCAGAGACGACUUUCACAGAACAUUUCUAGACGACCAGAAGAAAGAUAGACACGACUCUUUCCAAACAAAGCACCUGUCUCCUGAUAGGUCCAAGGUACAAAGGUCUUACUCCCACAAGGAUGCUUCUCGAAAGUUCACAGUGUAUGACGAUUCUAGGGCCCCCAGGGUCACCACCUUCAACAAGGAUUAUUCGAAUUCUCCUAUUUCUCAGACCCUGCCACGUGAUACAAAAUUUAAAAAUAGCCCAAAUACUAGUUACGUAUACACUUCAGUGAAUAAGUCUACACCUCAAGAUCAUGACAGGAAAGACAGCUGGAUCCACGUGGAUAGUCAACACGUGACUCUACCCCGACGACUUGCAACACAUCCCGCGAGAGUUUCUGAAGAACGUGACGUUCAGACAUUGCCUAGGACUCAUUCUAAGAAGCCCCAUCAAGAACAGAGGAAGAAUUCUGCAACAGGGACACCUCGCCGUUCAUUCUACUUUGGGGAUGAAAGUGACGUUAGUUUCCAUAGUGAUGGUAAAAAGAAGACAGGACAACCCCAAAGUUUUGACGAAUCCAGCAGCUACAAAAGAUUCUUAAAAUUCAAAAAUAACUGUACUGACCAGCCAAUCAGAUAUCACACAAUAGAACGAGAUGUCAGAGUGAAAGACAGACCUCAGAGGUCAUCAAUUCAUCUGAGUAUAGGGGAUCUAAGAAGUCCUCAUUACAAAUCAGAAUUAAAUCGCAGCAGUGAAGACAACAUCUGGGACCAAUCUCAUUAUCACACAGUAGUGAGGCGUGACGUAUCUGGAAGAAAAACCUCCUAUCAGCAUACCUUCAGCAACGGUGAUGAUCAGAGUGGUAAAGACGUCAUAAGCCCCAUUGACAAAUCUGACAUUCGUAAAUCAAAGCUUCAACCUUACGGAAAACGAAAAGAGCUCAUUUUUAACUCUGAUGCCCCGAAUAAGGAUUUUAUGAAAACUACAGAGAGUGACGUCAAUAGAAGACAACUCACCGACUCAAGACGCUCAUUCUCUCCUCCAGUUCUUAUGAAAGUAAAUGGGACAACCACAUUUAAGACUCGAUCUUUCACCCCACCCGAAUCACCACAAGAGGCUCCUCCACGUCCAACCCCACCUCCUCCUAGUGGAGGACUGUUUGACAACAACACUCUUCCAAAGUUCCGCUCAGAAAAAACGUCCAAUCAUCCGCAUUCUCUUACUCUGGCGACAAAAGUUCCUACCUUCAGCCCGUUAUCAAGCCCUAUGGAAAUCAAAGCCAUGGCUAGCAGAACAACAAUGGCGCCUCUAUCAAGCCACGAUCAUCAUGAACAUGAAGAAAUUGUUGUACCUGUAAGGCCACCCCGUAGGUCUAGAGGAACAGCAAAGUGGGAUGACAGAUAAAUAUAGUUUGAGAGAAAUAAUAAUACUAAUUAACUGGUACUGUAAUUAGAAGCAUUAGGGUUAACACAAUUUUUUAAUGAUUAUUUAACAAACUUAUAAUUUGUCGGGACAAAAGUAGGACUGGAAGAACAGAUUCUUGUUUCAAGACAUGUUAUGGAAAUAUAAUGAAAAUAGAGAUAUAGCGUACUGAAAUGCUCGGAUUAGAAAGGUAUCACGAAAUUUCCCCUACAGUGAUAUUCCUAACAGGACCGCGUUAUGAUUGUCUCUCAUUGUCGAACUUCCAUUGAAACCAUACAAGCGAUUUGUUUUUUAUGACAAUAUUAUAAAAACUCAAGCAACAAUAUAUCAUAUAAAUGUAAGAUAUUUACGUAUAUAUUGAUAUAACAGACUGUAGGUUAUUUUAACAUUAACGUAUUAGAAUAGUUCUUUUUAAAUAUCAAAUAUAACACAUAUUAUAAUAUAUCCGUUUUAAAUUCUGAAUGUUUUGAAUUUAAUAAUAUCAGUGUCAUGUCAUAUGCGUAAAACGUGUUAAUAUCUAAAUAUAUUAUGUUACUAUAUGUAUACAUAAAUAUGCCAAAAUGUUUUUUUUUAUUUAAGUAAAAUAUUGUAAUUAUUAAAGACAAUAAUAACGCAGUCCUGUCAAGGAAAUUUUGUAGUACAUUUCUCGUUCGAGAUAUUGUGCAACUCAGGAAAAGUACCAUGUUUUUAAUAAUACCAAAUAACACUUAUUACCAUACAACUGUGGUAAGGAAGGUUACAACAACACACUUACCAUCUUCUAACCACAUAACUGGUUUCACAUAUAUUCUUAUACUCCAGUAGUUUAGGCGCUGAGGGGACUGCAAACCGAUAUGAUCAGUUUUAAUUAAUUUUACAGUUACUAUGGUAACAGUAACAGCACAAACUAUAACCAUAGUUACCAUAACAAAUGUGUAUAAAACCAUAGUUUGUAUCGUAAAUGGUUACCUUGUAUAUAAUAAUAAUAAUUAAAAAUAACACAGCGAAAAUUUACUGGAAGUAGAAGUAAUUAAACACUAAUAUAUCUUCACGUGUGUACAAUUAGCGCACACGCUAGAGUAGGUCAAAGUUCACAGAUAUUAAUAGUAAAGUAAUAACUUUAAUAGUUUAAUACUUGUAUAAGCAAGGUUUAACCAAACUGUUAGUUUUACAUUUUAUUUUUGUAUUUUAUACGUGGUUAAUCUGAACUAAAAAAGUUUUACUACCAGUUCUCUGUAAUUGUAAAAUUUUGUGACGUCAAUCUGCCCCCUCCUUCUGCAUCCCAGCACCAAUUAACAGUUAAUUCAGACCUUCAAUUGUCUGAAUAGCUUAGCUAAGUGUUGUAUAUGACAUAUAAUUGGACGUUUAACCAGUAAUUUAAAAAGCAUACCUGUCCGGUGACUUCUUCAUCCCAUUGGCUCGCUUUUUCGGGAGUUUUUUUUUGUAUGUAGCAGUUUCAUUGCAACCCAUAGUUUGAAAUUAAUAUUAUUAUAAUUUAAACAUCACUGACAAUUCUGUCUAUUGUUAGGCAUAUUUCAUGAUAUAAAAUUUACAUAUAUUCGCAAAAUGCUGUUGUUUUAUAUCCGAAGAAUGUUUGAUACAGCUUGAAACAUGAUCCCCCCCCCCUACCCCAGUUAGUAAACAGUUUUUGUUGCCUGAAAAUAAUGUUCAGAGCAAAAGAUACAAUUCUAAACAUUUUGACCGGUAAUACACGGUUCACGAUGAUAAACCUUUCGGCCAUAUUGCACGGGUUUCACGACUUAAGACAGAAGAAUUCAUAUGACGUCACAUCUCUCAUCAUGCAUAACGUAUAUUUUGUAUAUAUUAGUCAUAGAUUUUUUUUCAAGAUAAAAAAAACUGAUUUAAGGAAUUAUUAUUUUACUAAAAAAAUUACAGUUAGAUACUGACUUUAUAAUUCAUUUAUGAUGUUACUGUUGCUCUAACACGAUUAUUAACCAAAUCACGAAAAUAUUCAGUUUGUUUCUGUCAAAUCAAACAACUUCAAUCGGAAGGAAAACAGGAUCUAAGCCUAACAAGGUUAAAUGUACAGUUUUUUAGAAUAAAGAUCACAUUAGAUUUACUAAAUCUGCCUCCGCUUGCUUAUUUUUAGUUAUUGUGGUAUUGAUAUGUUGGUACGUAGAUCGUAUCGGCAAUGGCCUCGUGUUAGGGUUAGCAUCUUUGUCAAAGUUACUGGUACCAAAAUGCAUUAGAAAACAAAAACGGAUGGACAUUCACAUGGAUUUAUAUGAACGUAAAUUAUCUUCUUUGGUACGUAGAUCGUAUCGGCAAUGGCCUCGUGUUAGGGUUAGCAUCUUUGUCAAAGUUACUGGUACCAAAACGCAUUAGAAAAC